AGCGUCGAUUGACGUCAUCGAUAGGCGGCCAAGAUGGUUGUCAAUGUUGAUAAGUGGUUUGGUUAUACGGCGGAGCGGCGACGAUAAACGACCGGACGGGGGUAUCAAGCGUGGUCGGCGUUAUGCCCGUCAAGUGAGAGCGAGAGCCCGUAUUGAUGAGAAUUCGCGCGUUGGGUUGGCCGUCGCGCGAGGAAUGGCAGCCUAUGGGGACGUGGAGAGCGUACGACGUACCCUGGACGUCGCGCAAACUAUGAUUAACUUCACCGCCGAUCAGCUCGACGAUUUGCGGACCCAAUGCUCCGUUACCGCGGAGCUGACCCAGCAGGAGAUAAGGAUGCUGGAGGGGAAAUUAAUAAAGUUAUACUGCAAACAACUUGUGGCAAAGGCCAGAUUGGCCAACCCGUUGCCGUCAGACAUAAUAGAAUAUCCAUCGUUACAACAAUGGUUGCGGGUAGUCGGUCUCACUCAGGAAUCAAUUCAGAUGGUUUGUUUCAAAGUUAAUACUCUUGAAGACCUGAGAGAGAAGUCUGAACAUGAAUUAAACAGUAUGUUAAAUAAAAAUUGUAUAUACUACAAGGAAGAAUGUCGUAGGCUUCGUAAAGCACUGAGUAAUUUAUGGCGAUACAUGGAUAUUCUAAUAAAAGGAGAUACGGAGAAUGAUUCAGAUUUAUACUGGGAUUCUUGGGACAGUUACCAUUUACGCAAGGAAAUUUGUUCUAAGCCAAUUCUAUCUCGUCAACGGUGUUCUAUUCCAUCAGAGAGUAGCAUUCCAUAUCAUAAUAACAACAAUGAUGUAUUACCAGCAGCUUCUGCAUCUUUGAUACUAAGUAGUCCUCCUUGUAUCUCUUCAUUACUAAAGCAAGAACGUGAAAUUAAAUUUCCGUCAACUCCUCCUCCAUGUAAAAAACAACUGAUUAGUGUGCAAAAUAGCCCAUCUGAAGUAUUUCCAUUAGCUAAGUCAAAAUCUCAUGAAUCACAAUUGGCAAGUCGUCCUGAUAGUAUGCAACUUGAUAAUGAUGAUACAUUAUCUAGUUUUAGAAGUGACUUUCCUAUAAAGAACAAAAGUAAUUUUUCUGUGAGAAGAAAUUUACCAACAGAACAAAGUUUAGAUUAUGGUACAACAGACUAUGGAAGGGAAGAAAGUCUUUUGUCAAAUUGUAAUAGCCCUGUUAAAUCACCUAUUAAAUCGCCUGUUAAAUCACCUAUUAAAUCACCUGUUAAAUCACCUAUUAAAUCAUUUUUUAAACCACCACCAAUCUGUACUACAAAUGCAGAAAGUGAUGAUAAUCUUGCGGGAUCAGAAACAAGUCUCAACGUGCCAAAAUCUCCAUGUACUCCUGUGUCUCGCGGCAUGAGUCAUAUAAUUGCUCAUCGCUUUACCAGAUCUUUUAAUGUAAUGACAGUAUGUGACUAUUGUGAGAAACCGAUGUUUAUGAACACUUUAAAAUGCAAGGAAUGUAAAUAUAGAUGCCAUCGAGAAUGUGGAUCCAAAGUACCUCCUUCUUGUGGCCUACCUCGAGGAUUUUAUGCUGAGUUUAAACGAACUAUGCAAUCUGAGAGUAAUUUGCUGAAUGUUUCUCCAGUAUUAAAGAGGCCUGCCGCAACAUCUUCGAAUAAUGCAAAUUUAUUACCUCCUUUAAAUCGCAAAGACAGGAGACUGUCAUAUACACAAUCUUCUAUGAAUAUACCUUGUCAGGGCGAUUCUAGUUUAAAUACCUUGAGAUAUAACCGCUCAACACCUUCUAGUCCGGCAUUGCUAUCAGCCACUAUUAGCCACAAUACACACACGUUUUUAAAACAGUUUCAUUUUCCAGAUGUACUGAUUAGAAAGGAGGUACUUUCUGAAAAACUGCAGGAGAUGAAAUACAGAUCCGAGUUAGCAAUUUCGAGUGAUAAGAGAAGAAAAAGUGAUACGGAUGAUAAGUAUGACAGAAGACUAAGUGUUUCAGAAUAUAAUAUCUCAGAUUCAGAAGAGAUACCAAAGAGUACUGAUUCUCAGGAAUCUCUAAGCUCUGACAGCGAAGUACUGGCAGCUGGAGUUACAUAUCGUUGCCCUCGACAAAAUAGUAUGACAAUGGGACAAGACUGGGACAUUCCAUAUGAUGAAUUGAAGAUUAUAAAACAGAUAGGAAAAGGAAGAUUUGCUACAGUACAUCGAGGUUUUUGGCAUGGAGAUAUUGCAAUUAAAGUUUUAAAUAUUUUUAGUUUUUAUUCGGAAGAUGACAAGAUAUUAGAAACAUUCAAAUUAGAGGUAGCUGCAUGCCGAAUAGCUCGGCACGACAAUUUAAUAUUAUUUUUGGGAGUUUGUAUGAAACCUCAAUUGGCUCUAGUGACUAGUUUGUCUAGAGGCACGACACUUUACACUCAUCUUCAUUUAGGAGGAGACAGAUAUACUUUAGCUGAAAUGAAUUUUAUAGCUCAACAGAUUUGUCAGGGUAUGAAAUAUCUUCAUUCUCGUGAGAUAAUACACAAGGAUCUUAGGAGCAAGAACGUAUUUAUAGAAAAUAGAAAAGUUCUGAUAUCAGAUUUCGGUCUGUUUAAUAUUACCAAAUUGUGCCAUGGAAAUAGGAAAGGAGAAGCAUUGAAUAUACCACCAGGUUGGUUAUGUUACUUAGCACCUGAGAUUAUUCGCCGACUAAGACCAUUAAAUCGAGGUCAGGACAAAAUACCAUAUUCAAUCGGUUCUGAUGUGUAUGCAUUUGGGACUAUCUGGUAUGAGUUGUUAUGUAGUGAGUGGCCUUUUAGAGGUCAACCUACCGAAGCUAUCGUUUGGCAAGUUGGAAAAGGAAUGAAACAAUCUUUAGCAAAUUUGCAAGCUUCCCGUGAUGUGAAGGAUAUUCUAAUGCAUUGCUGGUCAUACCAUCCAACAAAACGUCUUGACUUUAUAGAGAUAAUAAAUCUACUCAAAAGGCUGCCUCGCAAAAUGUUAGCGCGUAGUUCCUCCAAUCCUACAAAUUGUUCUCGUUCUGCAGAAUCUAUGUUUUGAAUACAUUUAAGUUUAUUUAAAUAUGCUGUUGUUCUUGUAAUGUAAAUAUAGAAUUAUUGCCCGAUCUUUGUUCAAGAAAAGUAAAAUAAAAAUCACUAAAAGAUUCGCGUUUGUUUGUAUUACUAAUUUAUUAAAAUGUACAAAGCAAGAAUAUUAAUACAAUAAUUAAAAAUAUUAAAUUGUUGCGAAUACAUAUCUAUUUUUGUGAAUAGAAUCGUAACACUAAAGUCUCCCUCUUUAGGAGGAGAUAUGUAUAUAUUUAUGAUUUGUAUUUAUUAAACAUAUGUAAAUAUCUUUUGUAUUUUAAAUAUAUGUAAAAUCUACAAAUAUUUAUAAAUAAGUAAUAUAAUUUUCAAAACAAGCAUUUUUAUAUGUGUAUUGUAGAACAGCUCUUCAGUGUAUGUUUUAAGAAAUGUUGAUUGAUCUUUUGUUCUCUCUCAGGUGAUAUAACUUACUGAGAAUAAUAGGCGAUAGACAAUUUGUUUUAAAUAAAUUGUUUUAUAAAUAAAAUUAUCAGAUAAUUAC
Temnothorax curvispinosus is the source of this 3511-nucleotide messenger RNA. It is a transcript of the gene ksr, whose product is annotated as kinase suppressor of Ras 2-like. Lineage: Eukaryota; Metazoa; Arthropoda; Insecta; Hymenoptera; Formicidae. Gene Ontology annotation, biological process: protein phosphorylation. The transcript has 16 exons. Gene Ontology annotation, molecular function: ATP binding; protein kinase activity. Bases 44 to 2986 code for a protein of 980 amino acids. The record is from RefSeq and is a predicted model, not a curated record.